CCAGUCGGUGAGGGGAGCUCCUGGCCUAAUUGUUUGCCAUGGAGCCAGAGAACAAGCUUCGUUACCGACCCCCUGAGCGGAUUAACGAUGGCUUCAUAAUCCCUAAGGAGGUAAAGGAGAAGGGGGCACUUCGUUGGCAAAACAGCCUCAUUGGGCAAUUUGUAGGCAAGAUACCCCGUCUUCCAGAUCUUCAGAGCUGGGCAACUCGUCUUUGCGGAAGGGAAUGAGCGAUUCAGAUCUGUCGAUUUAGAUCGCGACUCUUGGUUUUUUUGUUUCCAUCGAAGAUCAUAAGCGAUUGGAUUUUCAAGUAUGGGCCAUGGCAUUAUCAAGGUAACCCUAUUUUCUUUCGGAAAUGGUGACCAAGGAUUCAACUAGUGGAGUCGAAUGUGGAAACACUUCCUAUCUGGGUCCGUUUCUCUGGGAUUCCAUUACAGUAUAUUAUGUGGAUGGUUUGGAGUGGGUAGUAAGUACUGUGGGUGUGCCACUUCAUAUGGAUAGAUCGACUAGAGUUGGUGCUCAGCUUGGAACUGCUAGGGCUUGUCUGGAAAUGGAAGCAAGUUCAGGUUUCCCUAGUACGGUUAUGCUUUAUCCGGAUGAGGAAUCUGGGUUUGAGGUAAGGGUGGAGUAUAAUCGCCCUCCUCUAGUCUGUUCAAAGUGUGAGAUGCUUGGUCACAACUGUAAUAGUAAUCGAUAUGAAGGGAAGGUUUGGGUGAGGAAGGAACAAGCUCGUAUGAAGACAGCUGAGAAAUCUCGUUCUGGGGCUGAGAAUGAGGAGGUUCAGGGUAUAAAGGAUAAAGGGAAUGCAAUUCAAGAUGCUGAUAUUGAUACUGGUUCAUCUUCGUUGGCCGGUAGUAUACUUGGAAAUGUUGCACAGUGUGAUGUUGGACAAGAUCAAGGUGCUUAAAAGGAACUCACAUCUGUGGAUUCACUCUCAGAGACUAGAGUUCAGGCAGUGAGUUUUGUGGAGGUGGUAAAGGGGUCGUCAGUUUCUACUGGAAGUCCUGAGUCAUCUUCACAAGUAGCCAUGGGAGGAUGUUCACCAGUUAAUGGGAGGCAGACUCCUUUGGCUGCUCUACCUGAAUUGGAAUUAGAGGUUAAUCCUUGGAUUACAGUAGGCAGUCAAACUAAAAAGAAGCAAGCUCCAGUGGGACCUCCUGCUCUAAGAAAGGGGGUACGGGAGGAAAACGUCGAUGAAGUUGUUAUCGUGGAAUACCCGAUGUUUUAAAGACUUGGAUGAGAAUAAAAGUUGUACAACUUUUAGUAAAUAAGCAUAGUAUAGAUAUUAUAGCUUUAUUAGAACCUAGAGUAAAGGUAAAGAAGGCGGAACAAUUAGUUUAAAAAUGGUUUCAAUGCUGGGAAGUGGAAAUCGUAGGGAAUUCUUCUGGUUUAAGUAAGAUUGGUUCGGUGUGGAGAUCAGAUGUGAAGUUAAGAGUACUUCAUAGCUCUGAGCAAUUCAUGUAGUGGUUAGUUCUGGUGUGCCUUUUUUCCUCACAGUUGUUCAUGCUUCAAAUGAAGAGCUGGACAGAAGGGCAUUAUAUAAAAGUCUAGUAUAUCUACAAGUUCAGGCUGAGCCAUGGGUUAUUUUGGGGGAUUUUAAUGUUAUAAGUGGAGUUGAUGAAGCCUCGUAUUCUUCAAGCUUUUUUUCAAGUAUGGAGAAUUUCAAAAAUUGGCAGUUUGAUAUUGAAGUUGAGGAUCAUAAAUCAUCAGGGCCUUGGUUCACAUGGAUUAAUAACCAGGUUGGGAACCCAAUUGCAAGAAGGCUUGAUCGAGCUUUUGUUAAUUGCAAAUGGUUAGACACAUUCACCUUUAGCACAGUGGAUAUUCUUGAUCUAGCAUCUUCAGUACUCCACGCCUCAUUUACGAUAUCCCAGUAUCUCUCUUGUUUCAUCCAAAAUUUAAAGAACUUCAAUGGUUUGGGGAGAGAUUUAAUAGUGGUUGAAGUUAAGGUUUUAAGAGAUGUGUAGGAGUCGCUUCUAAGGCAGAAGUCGAGGGAAGUUUGGUUGAAGGUGGGAGACUCAAACUCGGGUUACUUUCAUUGUUCAGUUAAAGUAAGGCAUAAACGUAAUAUGAUAAGGUCUCUGUUGGAUGAAGAAGGAGUGAGAGUCAGUGAUACAGGGGGAAUGAAUCAAAUUGCUGAAAGAUUUUAUAAAAAUUUACUGGGGAAAAGGGAUUUAGAGGUUGAGGCUGUCAGGGUGGAGGAGAUUCAAAAUCUCUUGCAAUCAAUGGUUACUGAUGAACAAAGUGUUUAGUUAAGUAAACCUAUUACUGAAGCUGAGAUUAAGAUGGUUCUGUUCGAGUUUAAUGGGGACAAAAGCCCAGGGCCAGAAGGUUUUCCAGCGUGCUUUUUCCAAUCAGCAUGGCACAUCAUUGGGCCUGAGGUAAUUUCGGUUGUCCAGUUUUGUUUUUCCACCUGUACACUGCUAGGAGGAAUCAAUUAUACUCUGUUAGCAUUGAUCCCUAAAACUCAGAGCCCAGAAGAGAUGAAGUAUUUCAGACCUAUUUCCUGUUGUAACACUUUCUACAAGUGUGUUACAAAGAUUCUAGCAACUACGCUAAGUUCAGUAUUGCUUACAUUAAUUAGCCACAACCAAACAUCAUUUAUCAAAGGUCAAGUCAUUGGUGAGAAUAUUCUGUUGGCUCAUUAAUUGGUGCUAAAAUAUAAUAGAUCUAAUAUCUCCUUUCGUAGUAUUGUGAAAGUGGACAUUAUGAAAGCUUUUGACUCGGUUGACUGGGAUUUUCUGAUAACUGUAUUGAAGGCAAUGAAUUUUUCAGUAGGGUUUGUAAAUUUGAUUGUGAUGUGUGUGACCACUCCGAAGCUGAGUGUGGGAUUCAAUGGGGGGAUUGUGGGAUACUUCUUAUCUAUGAAAGGUUUGAGACAGGGUGAUCCUCUGUCUACUUACCUUUUUUCUCUCUAUGGAGAUUCUUUCUUGUUUAAUGGGUAAGGCAGUAAGGGAAGGUCAAAUGUCAUUCCAUCCGAUGUGUAAAAGGUUAGGCUUGCACACUUGAUGUUUUCCGAUGACCUUCUACUCUUUUCUGAUGGUUAUAAUUACGGAAUUCAUUGUAUUCAUAAAAUUUUGGGGGAGUUUAGAAGAAUGUCUGGAUUGAAAUCAAACCCUGAGAAAUGUGAGUUAUUCUGUGGGGGGGGGGGGGGGGGGGGGGGGUUGGGUUUCCUUUAGAGUGGGAGAAGCAGAUGGCUCUGAGAGCAGGAUGCAAGCUAGGUUCUCUUCCUAUCUUGGGAUUAUCUCUGAUUCCUGGUAAACUAUCAAUUGCAGCUUAUAAUCCUUUGCUUGAUAAGAUCACAAGUAGAAUUCAAAGUUGGAAAUCAAAGUUUCUUAGUUAUACAUGCAGGUUACAACUUGCAUUGUCUGUUUUAGCUAGUUUGACCCAACUCUGGAUGGCAGUGUUUAUUCUUCCGAAGAGAGUUAUCAAGGCGAUAGAGAAGCUAUGUAGUAAUUUUCUAUGGGGAGCUGGCCUAGAUGGAAGUAGGGGUCAACAAUGGAAAACUGGUAUCUGGGUGUAACCGUACCCGUCCUGUUUUUUAAGGGUUACGGGUACCCAUAUUACCCGUAAUUUUAUUAACGGAUGGGACUUGGGAUUGUACAUUCCUACAUUGGGUACCCGCGGGUUACCCACAAAUACAUGUUUGGGUAAUAUGGGUACCCGUUAUACCCAUUCGUUAUACAAAGGCUGAGCCCAGAAGGUAGAACCCUUUCAGACCUAGCAGAAGCCCAGAACCCUUUCAGCUUUCGGCCUCUCCCUUGUAGCCUUGUCGACAGACGAGUCUCAAUACUCUCCAGCACUCCUUGAGAUCUCGAAGUCAACAGGCACCACACAGCCAGCAGCAGUUCGCCUCGAAUUCUCUCCUUAGUCCUCUCUAGUCAUCUCUUCGACUCAAAAUAAAUUCUCCUCCCAUCUCAAAUCUCCAUUCACCGUGGCAAUCGGAAUCUCCGUAGCCCUCUGUUGCGAGUAACCGUCACCCAUUUUCCGAGUUUCUUUCCUUUCUUAUCUUUUUGGGUAAGUUCUUGAUCUUUCUCAGUUUUUCUUCCUACCCAUUUGCUGGAAGAGAAAAGAGAAGGUAAGGUUUGGCAAAGUGGAUCAUUUUAGGGGUAUUUCCAUGUUCUUGUUCUUCCCCUGCCUUGUCGUGUCUGAUUCUGUUAUCUUCUUUGUGGAUACUCGUUUACCCAUACGAGUUUGGGACAUGGGAUGCACUUUGCUCUCCAAACCGGACUGGGUACCCGUUUCAAACGGGACGGGUAUCCCGUCCCGUCUCGUUGCCCACCCCUAGAUGGAAGGAAGAAGGAUGUAGCUGCUUGGCACUAUCUUACUUUCCCUAAAAGUGAAGGUGGACUGGGUAUAAGGGAUUUAGUGAGCUGGAACUUUUCGUGUGUAGUUAGGCAUAUCUGGCUUAUCCUUUUACAACAGGGAUCUCUUUGGGUGGCUUGGUUAAAAGAGUACUUAAUUAAAAACCACGACUUCUGGCAUUUUCAAUCUAAAGUUGGUUCUUGGAUCUGGCUGAAGUUACUUAAAAGUCACUACAAAAAGACAGACAGUUGUGACGAAAGCUACCGACCACACUGUUUUUUCGCCAGAAAUAAGCAUAAUUUCCAAUGAAAUUGACAUUUUAUUGGAAAAUUUUCUAAUAUUUGUGACAAAAGAAUAUAUGCGUUGGAAAUACUUAGAAAACCCGUCAAAAUAAUAAUUUAGACAAAUUUGAGGAAUUGUGGAUCAUUAUUUAUGACGAAACAUGCUACGUCGUCAAAAAUAAUUAUUAUUACGGACAAGUUUUAAAAUGGUAUCAGUAAUAUAUGCUUUUUUCGAUAUCUCAAAAAAGGUUGUGGAAUAAUUGAGUUGUUUUUACGAAUUGUAUCCAUUGUCAGAAAUGUUUCGUCGAAAAUGGUAUUGUUUGUGCGGGAUAGCUUGCUCCAUAAGAAAAACUCUACAUUCUUCGACCAUCAAUUAUUGGUCGUCGAAAAAAGUUGAUCGUAAUAAAUUACAUUGCAAUGCAUCAGUAGAAUCGUCAUAAUUACCGUAGUAUUUUUGACGCGAAAUAUAUAUUUGUGGGAGUUAAUGCAUCAUAUGUAAGUUUUUACGGCCAAGCUAUUGGACGUCUGAAAUAACAUGUUAAGAUUAUCAAUUUUUUAGUUAGGGGUGACAUUUUCUAACGAAAAACAUAAUUCGGUUGAAAAUAAUGUAUAAUGUACAAAAAAUUCUAUAGUUUGGAGGAUUAAACUAUUAACCAUAAUUUACAACGUUAAAGUACACACGAGUUGCACAGUCUUACUGUUUGUGUUGCUAUUUACUAAUUUACAAAUGUAUUAGAAAUAAUAUGUUAUAUUGAGUAAUGGAAACAUUAAAAAACCAUCAAGGUGGAUUGAACCAACCACCUUAACCAACCACUUUAAGUUUACAAAGUUGAUUUCACACCAAUUAGAAUUUUUUUUUGAAAUUUCAUUCUAUCAUUACUAUAUAGUAACGUUAAAAAAGGAUAUCAGAUUUUUCAAUGAUAUUAUACCCGCCCUAGACUAAACGAAUCAUCCGACUAAACUGAAUCGUCAAGUUUUGCACUUUUUCCAUUUUAUUCUUGUUAUUAAUUUUUUUUCUCUCUUACCAAUAAUUGAACCUGUGUUAUCUAAAUGUAAAACAACCUACUUAACCAAUUAGACUACACUAAUUUUAUCCAAAACUCUAUUGACUCACAACCCAAAUCAAGUAUAAUUUGCACUAUAUAGAAUCAUGUAUGUGUACAACUUAAAUUUAUACGAUAAGAUAUAAGUACGAGUUUAAUUUCGCCAUUGAGGUGUUGGUACAAAUUCAAUUGAACUUUUACCAUACGAUAUAUGUACAAUGCAAUUUGAUCAUUAAAGUAUAUACACAAGCUCAAUUUGACCAUUAGUGUAUAUGUACACGUUCAAGUUGACCAUUAAAGUAUAUGUACAAGCUCAAUUUGAUUAUUAAUGUAUAUAUACAGUCUCAAUUCGACCAUUAUCAAUGUAUAUGUACAAGUUCAAUUUGACCAUUAAGCUAUACGUACAAGUUUAACUGAACCUUUACCAUAAGAUAUAUGUACAAGUUCAAGUUGACCAUUAAGGUACAGUAAAGUCUAUAAAUUAAUAUAGUCUGGACCGUGAAAACUAUUAAAACGUGUUUGCUUGUGUUUGGGAGUUGAAAUUGGGUUGCAGGGUCGUAUUGGAGUGGUGGCGGAGUGUGAGGAGUGUGGUGGUGGGUGAGUAGACCUGGCAAAUUACAACCUGAUUCGUUGACCCGACAAGAAACCGCCAAAAAAUUAGAAAUUUUUGUAACCCGAAAUCCGAAUGACCCGAACCCGAUAACCCGUGAUUUUUUGAGUCGGGUUGGGUUGGUUGGCGGGUCGACCCGUUAGACCCUUUCCAUUUAAUAUAUUACUCCCAAAAUAUGAUAAAAUCACUCAUAAAUUGAUGAGAUGUUUAAAAAAAAUCACAAGGAUUUCAACGACAUGUUUGGAGUUUAAGGAUAAUCAAAUAUCAUGUGUUUCUUGUAGUAGUAUUACUCUAGUGAUUGUUUUUUUUUUUUUGACGAUUUGCGCAAUUUAUAUUUCAUUUCAUUAGUAUGGGAGGAUUUGAGAAUAUGUUAAUUGACAUGUGUUAGGUAAACUAUUGUCAUGCAUAUUUGAAUAUAUGUGUUCUGUAAGAAAAUAUGAAGCAUGUUUGAUAUUGUUUCUGAGAACGCUCAUAACCCGAAAUGACCUGUAACCCGACCCGAAACCAAAUGGGGUGGGUCAAUAUUUGAUCCAAAAUAAGCCAACCAAACAUGACCCGACCCGUAACCGAAGUUCCCAACCCGACCCGAUUGCCAGGUCUAUGGGUGAGAGUCGGUGAAGAAUCUGGAUCUGCUUUUGCGUUAGGGGGAACAAGGGUCGGAGUCUCUUGUCAUUAUCUGACUAAGGAUCUGUUAGUCAAAAUUUCACUAAGUCUGCUCCAAAAUCCAGAUCUACAAUACAUCUUAGCCCAACCUUCGUUUUCUAGCCUGAUUCGUGACAUGAAUCUGCUUAACCAUCUCCAGUCGCAAUGAAUCUCUUCGAAAAUGACGACACAAUCAACAACAACGUGCACUCGAUCCCUCUUAAGGGUCUUCCAACGAAGUGAAUCCCAACUGAAAAGCGGAGGCCGCGGUGGAAUUAGGUUUGUACUAGUUAAAUUGAACCUUUGCCAUAAGGUACAUGUAUAAGUUCAAUUUGACCAUUAAGAUAUAUGUAUAAAUUCAAUUUGACAAUCAGUGUAUAGUUACAAGUUCAAUUUUACCAUUAACGUAUACAUACAAGUUUAAUUGAACUUUUACCAUAUACACAUAAUGUAUAUGUACAAGUUCAAUUUGAUUCCAUAACUUUUAGCUCCAAUAUUUCCCUGCACCAAAGGCCGAAACCAAAAUUCACAAUGGUGAGAAGGAAAACUUUUUGGCUCAAAAAUGUGAAAUUGUAAGUUUUCCUUUCAAAAGUUUCUCACCUACUGAAACUGAACGGAAGUUUGGAACUGAAAAGCCGCACCGAGCCUGCGUAGUACAAAUAUACCAUUCGUUUUCCUAACCUAAUUUGCGAUUUACUAAAAAAAAAAAGGAAAAAAAUACCAAAAUACACAUUAAUUUUUUUUACCUAAAUACACACGUUUUAUGAAAAAUUCUCAAAAUACACUUGUUUGAGCAUCAUUGUGGUCGUCAACCGCAGUAAAUACAUUAACCACAACAGAUGAAAGCGGUGAAUGCAUCAUCGCGGUUGACAGCCGCGGUGAAUGCAUCAUUGCGGUUGACAACCGCGGUGAAUGCAUGACCUAAUACUAAAACUUCAAACGAACGUAACUUUUUUGUUCGGUUAUCCGAUUGUAGCAAAAUAUUAUUGAUUCCGCACAACUAUUUAAGAUCUUUCAAUCUGCCACAAGCCUUCAUCCCAAAAAAAUGUCGUUUGCUAUCCCGAACGAGCAAUUUUUCGAUUUUGCCAAACUUUGGAAUGCCGUAACUUUUUUCUCCUUAAUCCGAACAUCAUAAAGUUUUUUGUGAUUGCGCAUAAAACUACAAUUUUUACUAGGAAUGAAUUUUUAAAAAAGUAAUAUUAUUAAAUAUACGGGAUUUUAGGAAUAACUUUGACUUUAGUUUUCACAAAUCCAAAUACAUUCCAUAUUCCAAAAUUAUGGUUGUGAUCAAAGUCUCUCCCCUCCAAUCGUUGAUUUGAGGCCGCUUCUCUCCGAGAUCCCAUCUCAAUCUCAUCUCCUAAGUCCCAGUUCCCAUCAACCAUUCGAACACAUCCUCACUGAUCUGCAACCAUCUCUCAUCGACCUCCACUAUCGUCGAUUGCGGCCAUUUGCAGGGCACAACUUUCGGGAAGAAAACCAUCAGGGGAAGGGCGAAAGAAGAAAUUAACCAAACAGGAGCUCAGGAGGUGAAUCGAGGGAAUGCGGUGGAGAUUGGCGAGAGAAGGAGAGGAGUUUUGUGGGGGGAGCUUCGAUUGAUUGGCAAGUGAAGAGGGGAUUGGGUUUAGUUUGAAGUGGACAGAGAGAGAACUCGAACGACGAACAGAGCCGAGAGAUGCUGGAAAUUUAGGGAUUUUGUCUUCGUCAAUUUUCAUAGGGAUAGGGUCAUUUCGGGUUAUUAGGGUCAGGAUGGGUCAUUUAGGGUCAAGUGUAAUUUGACCCGGCCCUUACAGGGUUCUGGUGAUGACCCGGCCCUCUUUUGACCAUUCAUUCAAAUUGACCCGGCUCGACCUUAAGGGUCGGGUCGGGGCGGGUCGAAGGGUUUUCAGGGUCAAAGCUUCAGCCCUAUAUGAGGAUGGCAAUCAUACUAGGAAGAAGGUUCUGAAAUCAAGAUCCUUUGUUGGUCAUCUCCAAGUUCAAGUUGUUACGAGUCUUAUGGUAUGUGAACUCUGAACAGAGGGAUGCAAGCGUCUCUACGCUGGUUUUGAAUUGACUGUAUGCAAGUUAAUCAUGACUUUGAACUCAUAAUUUUUUGGCUUAUUUUGUAGGAUAAGAGAUAUAACAAAUGAGGAUGAUGCAAGUUUGGUGAAGGAAGCCAUAAUAUAGGACUCUUUGCAUA
Molecule: messenger RNA, 9054 nt
Organism: Linum trigynum
Lineage: Eukaryota; Viridiplantae; Streptophyta; Magnoliopsida; Malpighiales; Linaceae
Source: the annotation of a GenBank genome assembly